AUGGAAACAGGAGGGAGACUUGAUUUAACCGCUUCUGGAAUGUUUUCUCAGAAGUUACUCCCCUCGCUGAUGUGUUCCAUUUAACGCCCGGUAAAGUUCGUGGCUUGUUCAUUCAAACAAGAAUCUGUCUCAGAAGGUACAACCAGGAAACAGACUUAAAUGCCUGGUCGCAUGAAACGCUCUUAGUGAUUAAAUUAGUGCAGGCGGGCCUCUUCUUUUAGUUAGCGAGCUAAGUUAGCCUGCUAAUCAGAAUGACCCAGCAAGGAGCUGCUCUGCAAACCUACAACAACGAGCUUGUCAAGUGCAUAGAGGAACUGUGCACUAAAAGAGAAGAGCUGAACCGGCUGAUCCAGCAGGAGGAAGCGGAGAAAAGUCGUCUCCAGCAUGAUAUCCGUGUGCUCACAGAGAAGCUGAGUCGGGUGAACGAGAGCCUGGCACGCCGCCUCGCUGCCCGCGCUGACUUUGACCGGACCAUCGCCGAGACGGAGGCUGCGUACAUGAAGAUUCUUGAAAGCUCUCAGACACUUUUGAGUGUUUUAAAGAAAGAAACCGGGCAUCUGACCAAAGCCACUGAACCAAGAAGCAGCAAAGACCUUUGAGUAAUGCUGAAUGGUCCUAUUUGUGUAUAGAUAUCUAUCUAUCUGUAUUCUGUUGUUCUCUCACUUCAUCUGUUUCAUCUUCUCCAGACGUCCCUCUCGUAAUCCUAUCAAAUCAGAAUGUAACUUCUCAUUCUUAUUCCGAAUUACUGUAUCUAAUUUUAUAAAUGGCUUUGAUAUAGACUAGCGUUUAAUGUAAUGUUUUUAUUUAAAUGCAAUGUUUUAAUAAAGAGAUAUUGUGA
Puntigrus tetrazona (Sumatra barb) is the source of this 838-nucleotide messenger RNA. It is a transcript of the gene ssna1, whose product is annotated as Sjogren syndrome nuclear autoantigen 1. The transcript has 3 exons. Gene Ontology annotation, cellular component: centrosome; ciliary basal body. The record is from RefSeq and is a predicted model, not a curated record. Lineage: Eukaryota; Metazoa; Chordata; Actinopteri; Cypriniformes; Cyprinidae. The coding region runs from base 252 to 599 and encodes 115 amino acids.